AUGGGAGCCACCCCCUUCCACCCCUCGAUCCUCAAGGCCCAGCUUCCGAAGAAUUUCGACAAGCCAAUAGACAUGAGGUACGACGGGACCAAGGAUCCCCAGGAGCACCUCACGGCUUUGGAAGCAACAAUGAAUCUGGAAAGAGUAGGCGACGCGGUCAGAUGCCGAGCAUUCCCUAUGACGCUGGCCGGCCCAGCGAUCCGAUGGUUCAACGCACUCCCACAGGGGUCCAUCGUGGCCUUCGCGGACAUCUCCCAAAGCUUUCUAGCUUGGUUCAUGACACGCAUAGCCAAGGCAAAGCACCCGAUUAACCUAUUAGGGGUUACACAGAAACCCGGAGAGCCGACCAAGAAGUUCCUGGACAGAUUCAACGAUGAAUGCUUAGAGAUCGACGGCCUUACGGACUCGGUCGCCAGUCUUUGCCUAACAAACGGCCUGCUAAACGAGGACUUUAGGAAGCACCUCACAACUAAGCCUGUAUGGACCAUGCAGGAAAUUCAAAGAGUGGCCAAGGAAUACAUCAAUGAUGAGGAAGUUAAUCAGGUUGUAGCAACUAAUAAACGGCAGCUCGCUAACCCCCCAGCUCGGCAGGCCCCCCAGGUCGACAGAUACAGAGAAACUCCCAGGGACGGCAUCCUAGCCAAGCAACCCAAGCAACCCCCACGGGUAGGAAGAUUCACCGACUACACGCCACUCACGGCGCCCAUAGUGGAAGUCUACCAACAAAUUGCGGACAAGGGAAACCUAUCCAGACGCAGACCUCUGAAAGAGAGAACGGGGUGUAACAAAAGCCUCUACUACGAUUAUCACAAGGGCUUUGGUCACAAGACACAAGAUUGUUUUGACCUCAAAGAUGCUCUAGAGCAGGCCAUCCGGGAAGGAAAAUUGAGUGAGUUCUCCUGA
Arachis stenosperma is the source of this 903-nucleotide messenger RNA. RefSeq lists its product as uncharacterized. The transcript has a single exon. Lineage: Eukaryota; Viridiplantae; Streptophyta; Magnoliopsida; Fabales; Fabaceae. The record is from RefSeq and is a predicted model, not a curated record. Bases 1 to 903 code for a protein of 300 amino acids.